AUGGACAAUGGAAUGAACUAUUUGGUCAAUUUGCAAGAAGAUAUGCAAGGUAGUGAUGGUUUACUCCGGAGAAUGGCUGGUGCAGGACCUGCAUCUCGAGGGAACCUUGCUUCUCGAGAAGAACCAGAAUUAGACAGCAGGGCGCGCAGAGUAUGUGAUAAACUUUCAGAGAACUUACACAUCAUUGCUAAUGAACCAUCGUUAGCCUUUUACAGAGUCCAAGAACAUGUCAGGAAAUCUCUGCCUCAACUUGUGGACCAAAAGCAUGUUGUAGCUUCAAUCCAACACAAAGUCCAAGGAGCCUGUUUUGAUGCAGAAUAUGCCAAAAAUGCAGUCAAUGCAAUGCAGAGUAGCAGUGUUCACUUUCAGAAUAUCCAAGAUCUGUUGAAGAACGCCAUGUUCAUGAAACAACAAAUUGAAUAUGAAGAGAACAGAAAUUCCACAACAGAAAAUUUAGUGUCUCCAGAGCCACAAGAAUCAAAGCAAAAGACUUGCUCCACAGAAUGA
This is a messenger RNA of Acanthosepion pharaonis, 507 nucleotides long. The record is from the annotation of a GenBank genome assembly. NCBI's taxonomy places the organism in Eukaryota, Metazoa, Mollusca, Cephalopoda, Sepiida, Sepiidae.